CUUCCUCUAGCGUUCCGUCGUCGUCUUCUUCUUUCUCUUCUGGUUUUCCUGCAAAAAUCCGUGGAAGAAGAGAUCGAGAUUCGUCAGCGAUGGGGAUAUUGGAUGCAGGAGUGAGAAUCGCCGCGAGGUUCAAUUCUCACUGCCCUCAGACGUCGAGGAUGUACUACCAUCCUCCUCCGCCGCCUCCGCCGCCGAAACAGGAUGAUUCGGCGAAUCGCCGCCCCGACGCCGGAGAUGCUUCCGGUAAGAACUGUGGCGCGGCUGGUACGCUCUUCUCCAAGGCGGCCGCAGGGAUCGAUCCGGCUCAUUUCAUUCUCUAUACUGUUUGAAUUUAAUGGAUCCAUUGCAAAGCCAUAUCAUUUUUUGAAUUAAUUGUUAGAUCGAGCGUCACAUUCAUUGAAUAUUGUUCGUCCUUUAAUUGGAUCUGUACUCGAAUCAUCAUUUUUGCUUGAAUCUAUUCAUUGAAUCG
This is a messenger RNA of Cuscuta campestris, 469 nucleotides long. The record is from the annotation of a GenBank genome assembly. NCBI's taxonomy places the organism in Eukaryota, Viridiplantae, Streptophyta, Magnoliopsida, Solanales, Convolvulaceae.